AUGUCUCCUCCCACCACCUCAACGCAAGCCAGCAGGCGCACACAGAAAUCAAAGAUGACACUUUUGAUGGACAACAAGACCUGCGACCAGCAACCAGAAAACCAGACCAUCCUGAAGAGAAAGCGCAACUCCUUGAAGGUCGGUACUGCCAACAAGAAGCCGAAGGAGGACGUCAAGCCCUUUCGCCUGCUCGACCUCCCACCCGAGCUGUGGGUCAAGAUCGGACGACUCGUAAUCGACAGAACCGGCACAUGCACUACGCAAAGCAUCAUGUCUGCGUUCGAUACCCGAAAGAGGCAGUCUCUUGGCCAUCUUAGAUCAAUGCGACCCGCGAUCACGCACACGUGCCGCACACUGCGUGACGAACUCUUGCCGUACUUCUACCGCACCAGAGGGGAUUUCACUGUCGAGUGGUGGACCCUCGGGGCGUGUAUCUUAGGUCAGUGGCUAAGGUCCAUUGAUGCCUCGAGGAGAAGCGCAGUCCGUAAUCUGCACAUCGAACGCGUGGAAUGGACCCUGGCGCAGAAGGAGCGUCAGGGCACAGAUCUUGUUGAAGAGAUGGAGGGCCACGUCGGCGAGAAGUGGGGAGUUGAGUUGAAGAUGGAGCUCGAGGCUGUAGAGGGCUUAAGUGCGAAGUAUAAGGUCAUGCUGCUUUAA
Molecule: messenger RNA, 657 nt
Organism: Fulvia fulva
Lineage: Eukaryota; Fungi; Ascomycota; Dothideomycetes; Mycosphaerellales; Mycosphaerellaceae
Exons: 2
Coding region: 1-657 (218 amino acids)
Source: RefSeq, a predicted model, not a curated record